AGGCCCAAUGUUUGAAGGGACCGAUGGAGGUUAUGGAGGGAAUGCAAAUCGAGCCCAAACCUAACUGACAUUCGAGCAAUCGAGCGGCAGCCGUCGCCGUCAAUUCCAAGCAGCCUACGCCGCCUCGCCGAUGGCCGCCGGCGGCCACCUCCGCCCGGGCUCCUACCUGGGGGACGUAUCAGCGCUCUCCUUGCUCCCCUCCUCGCCGCACCCUCUCCUCCUCGCCGGGACUGGAUCGCAGCUGCUCUUGUACGAGGUGGGCGCUGCCAGGCUCGUUGCGUCGUUCCGAGUGUUCGACGGGGUGCGCGUCCACGGCAUCGAGCCCCGGAGCGGAGGCCCCGGCUGUCACAGCUACACGCUUGCGUUGUUUGGCGAGAGGAGGGUGAAGCUAUUCUCCCUCGGAUUCGGUGUUGAAGCAGAUGGCGGUGAGGCGCGGCUGGAGCUGGAGCAGAGGCUCCCGGGGUUUGACCAUUGGGUGCUCGACACUCGUUUCCUUGAGGUCGAUGGGCUGCUUGCGAUUGGUCUGAGUGACAAUUCAGUAGCGCUGUGGGAUCUGAGCAAGCGUGCGUUGGUUACCCGAGUGAAGUCUCCAGAGAAGUGCCUUCUGUAUUCCAUGAGAAUGUGGGGAGACUCUGUUAGAGAGUUUCUUGUGGCAUCCGGGACCAUUUUAAACGAGAUUCUCAUAUGGAAAUUGGCACCGCAAGUUCUGGGAUCCUCCAUGGUAUGCUCCAAUGAAGGAAAUACUUCUGAUGUAAACAGUCCCAAAAUUAUGAAUCCUGAUGAUAGUCAGCACAUGGCAGUUCAUCUUGGUAGGCUCAAGGAGCAUGAAGGCUCAAUAUUCCGAAUAGCUUGGUCCUCUGAUGGAUCAAAGUUUAUGUCUGUUUCUGAUGACCGUAGUGCUCGCGUGUGGACUUUGAGUUUCAAAUCACAGGGUUUCGCCAAUCAUACAGCCAGUCACGACAAUGUUGAAAUUAUACCAAAACUCACACUUUUUGGCCAUAGUGCUAGGAUAUGGGACUGCUAUGUUUCUGAUUCUAUGGUUAUAACUGCUGGUGAGGAUUGUACUUGUUGCAUUUGGGGAAUGGAUGGGAAGCUUAUCAAGAUGUUCAAAGAACACAUUGGACGAGGAAUAUGGCGAUGUUUAUUUGACCCAAGCUCACUGCUUGUGGUCACCGCUGGGUUUGAUUCAGCAAUCAAAGUGCACCAUCUAUGCAACUCCAUUUUUCAUGACAUAGUGGACGAUAAAAAGGUCUCUGGCCUGAACUAUGAUUCUGAGAUCUUUGUAGUAUCCUCUCCUUCUGUUUCGGGGCAGUAUGGUCCCCUGGAUAGCAAAAGCGAGUAUGUUCGCUGUCUACACUUUGCAGAAGAAAAUGUUCUGUAUGUUGCCACAAAUAAUGGAUAUCUGCGUCAGGCCAAACUCUCUAACAUAGAGGAUGUAAGAUGGACUAAGAUUAUUCAGGUCACUGAGAAAGCACCAGUUAUCUGCAUGGAUGUCUUGACAACAUACUCAAACCUUUCUUUGAAUAGGGAGGACAUAAUUGCCCUUGGAGAUGGACGGGGAAAUGUUACUAUUGUCCGUUUAACCAGUAGCAGCAGUGAACCUAAACUAGACCUAUCUUUUACCUGGUCAGCAGAAAAAGAUAGGCAACUACUAGGAGUGUACUGGUGCAAGGCUCUUGAAUGUAGCCACAUUUUCACAGCUGAUCCUAGGGGUGUGCUUAAGUUGUGGAACAUAAGAAAUGUCCUGUUCUCAAGUACUGAUAUUAUCAAUGCACCUCAGAUGUUUCCACCUGUAGCAGUGUUUGAACCGUCCUUUGGAGCUCGAAUUAUGUGUCUAGAUGCAUCUCCUGAAGAGGAGAUCCUUAUAGCUGGUGAUAAAAAGGGUAACAUCACAGCCUAUCCUUUCCCUAAAAUAUUGGUACUGCAUGACAGUGGUCUGAUGCAACAGAAGAUGCUUCCAUGUUGUCGCUUUAAAGGAGCUCAUGGCAUUUCUAGUGUCACGAGUGUUCAUAUAGAAGACUCCACUUCUGAUCAUAUUGAAAUUCACACUACCGGGGGAGAUGGUUGCAUUUGCUUUUUCAAGUAUGGAAGAAUUGCACAAAAGAUUGAAUUUUUUGGAAUGAGGCAAGUAAAAGAACUGGGCACCAUUCAAUCCAUCUACACUAAUCUUGCAUCUGAGAGCCAAUCUAGUAGUACCUACGCAAUAGGUUUCACCUCUGCAGAUUUUAUCAUUUGGGACCUUGAGAAUGAAACAAAGAUGGCUCAAGUAUCCUGUGGUGGCUGGCGGCGCCCUUAUUCUUAUUAUCUUGGGACAGUCCCUGAAUAUCAGAACUGCUUUGCCUUUGUAAAGGAUCAUGAUAUUCACAUUCACAGGCACUGGGCACCAACUCAUGAUAAGAAAUUACUCGCUCAAGUUCUCCAUUUGCAGUUUCAUGGUAGAGAAGUGCACUCGUUGUGUUUCAUAAAUCCAGCAAGCCAUUCAGAUCCUGAGAAUAGCUCAGAUCUGUUGAUAGCAACCGGGUGUGAAGAUGGAACUGUGCGCCUUACAGGAUUUUUGACUGGUAGUUCUGGAAAAUGGCAUUCCUCAAAGUUGCUAGGGGAGCAUGUAGGCGGGUCAGCUGUGCGAGCUACAUGCUUCAUACCAGAGACCUACACAGUAACAUAUAAUUCAUGUAACUACAGUUCGAACGGUAUUUCUGAUGGCAUUGCUGUUGAAAAAGACGAGACUUUCUUACUCAUAUCUGUUGGAUCAAAGCAAGUCCUCACUACUUGGAUUUUGCAACCGAGGAAUGCAGAAAACAGACAAGUAUAUUCAAGUGGCUUAGAUAUUGACUCCAAGCAAAACUCCAGAAACUUGGAAAACGUUGAUUCAGCCAUGUCAUUUCAAUGGCUAACUACCCACAUGCCACCAAAGCUUCCUAGGAACAGACUGAAAUCUGGCCACAUAAAACAGAGGGUUGAGGAAGGAAAUUUUUCUGUUGUUCAGCCAAAUAUGGACGUUAUGGAUCACAUGGAAAAUGACUGGCGUUACCUUUCUGUUACAGCAUUUCAUUUGAAGCAUCCGGUUCUCAGCAGGUUGACAGUAUGUUUUGUUGCUGUUGCUUGCUCGGAUGCAACAGUUGUGCUCCGUGCUCUUCUGUUACCUUCUCGAUUGUGGUUUGACGUUGCCUUCUUGGUUCCACAUGCAUCACCAGUUUUGGUGCUGCGGCAUAUUAUCAUCAAUGCUAGCCACUAUAAAGAUGAUGCUGGAGACAGAUACCUUAUUGCGAGUGGAUCAACAGAUGGUAGCAUCACUUUUUGGAACCUGACAGAGACCAUUCAUGGCUUCAUGCAACUAAUAUCAGAGACUCAACCACAUAUGAGUAUUGAUUAUCAAAAGCGUCCCAGGACAGGAAGAGGGAGUCAAGGUGGUCGUCUCCGGUGGAGAUCACUGUCAUACGCUUCGAAGAAGAGAGAUGGAGAUAUGUCAUCCUCUGACGGAAGCAACCCGGGUAGCCUAAACACUGCUGAAAAUUCAUCUGAAGCUUCUGGUGUGGAAAACACUCAGAUUGUAGUGCAUGAAGCAAGUGACAGCUCAAAAACUGAGAUGCCUUCAAGUACCCAGUCAUGUGAUAUACCUGAAUUGAGACCAAUGCACUCGUUAUCCGGUGUUCACCAGUCAGGCGUUAAUUGCCUCCACAUAUCAUUCUCAACACCUGACAAGUCAUACUGCAUUAUAAGUGGUGGAGAUGAUCAAUCUGUUCAGCGCUUCAACUUCAGAGUAAUAUCUUCGGAGGAUUGCUUAACAACCCCAGCAAGGCUAAAUUCGCAUGACAAUGACACACUUAAAAUUCUAUAUCAACAUAAGGUAGCAUCAGCUCAUAGUGCAGCAGUUAAAGGAAUCUGGACAGACGGCACUUGGUCGUUCUCUACUGGCCUUGAUCAGAGAGUAAGAUGCUGGAAGAUGGGAUUAGCCGGCCAAUUCACGGAAUACUCCCAUGCUAUCAUUAGCGUGCCCGAGCCUGAAACUCUAGAUGUUUUCCAUGACCGGGCAAAGAGGAAGUACCACAUUGCUGUUGCUGGAAGGGGUAUGCAAAUGGUCGAGUUCUCACCACCUGAAGAUGAUUGACUACAAUGAUUGCAACCCCUGCUAUGGAUGUCACAUGGAUGUUGAUUUUGCUCGGCUUGCGUGGAUCAUGUAGUUCUAUACUGAGACGGUUUUUUUUAAAAAAAAAAUGGUUAAGGAUGUAACAAACAGAGAAUUUGAUGUGUUAUCAGGCUAUGACAAACAGAUCCUACAUAUACACAUAUAAAACACUGUUUUGCAUUUGCAAUGUAUAAUGUACUAUUUACAGA
This is a messenger RNA of Zea mays, 4335 nucleotides long. Its product is annotated as WD repeat-containing protein 6. Gene Ontology annotation, cellular component: cytoplasm. Bases 131 to 4108 code for a protein of 1325 amino acids. The transcript is spliced from 20 exons. NCBI's taxonomy places the organism in Eukaryota, Viridiplantae, Streptophyta, Magnoliopsida, Poales, Poaceae. Gene Ontology annotation, molecular function: protein binding. The record is from RefSeq and is a predicted model, not a curated record. Gene Ontology annotation, biological process: tRNA methylation.